This is a messenger RNA of Sinocyclocheilus rhinocerous, 566 nucleotides long. Its product is annotated as small integral membrane protein 7-like. Bases 153 to 386 code for a protein of 77 amino acids. The record is from RefSeq and is a predicted model, not a curated record. Lineage: Eukaryota; Metazoa; Chordata; Actinopteri; Cypriniformes; Cyprinidae. The transcript has 5 exons.
CCUGCAGCUUUCGCAGACUGGAGUGCACAGCAACAGGAUUGUCGUGCUGUGUGUCUGGCGUCAGGUGGCGAUGAAGACCUAACGACUCAUAUUGAACUCAUACAAAGAUAGAAGAAGAAGAGGACGAACUGAGGCGGAUAUAAUCAGCCAAAAUGAUUGGAGAUCUUAUAAUUUUUGGCACUCUGCUCGUGAACGCCGGCGCUGUGCUCAACUUUAAACUAAAGAAGAGAGAAACGCAGUCUCAAGGGUUUGGCGAUGAAUCUGGAUCGUCCAGAACUGGUGACAACAUCAGAGAGUUUUUGCUGAGUCUGCGGUACUUUCGUAUAUUCAUUGCUCUUUGGAACAUUUUCAUCAUGUUUUGCAUGAUCUUGUUAUUUGGUUCAUAAUUGAUGGCUGUUACAGUGAGGAUCACUACAGACACUAAAGAUCUAAUUGCAGCAUUGGGUGGAUUUCGUGCAACAGGUUUUUUUAGUGUGAGAUGUCUUACAUAUAGUCUCAUCCAACGUCUUACAAAACAUCUGUAUAUUUUGUACAGAAGUGUGUGAUUAAUAUUGGUUUUACUUUCU